Molecule: messenger RNA, 2273 nt
Organism: Archocentrus centrarchus (flier cichlid)
Lineage: Eukaryota; Metazoa; Chordata; Actinopteri; Cichliformes; Cichlidae
Product: deleted in malignant brain tumors 1 protein-like
Exons: 9
Coding region: 36-2273 (745 amino acids)
Cellular component (GO): membrane
Source: RefSeq, a predicted model, not a curated record
UGCAGCAAAAACCCAUCACAGGGUUAUUCAUCAACAUGACAGUCUGUCAGUUUUUGAUCUGCUUCGUCCUCCUCAACCUGCAGGAUGGAAGCGCCGGUCUUGGCAAUGCAGAAACUUCAUUACAUCCAGGAAUGGGAGGCCGAAACAUUACAGGCUCACAGACCUCACCACCCAUUCAGGCUAAUGUCACUGCUUCACCAGCAGUGGACAACAGCACAGCAGCUGAAGGGGAGCUCCGCCUGGUUAAUGGACGUAGUAACAGCUCCUGCUCUGGCAGGGUGGAGAUCUUCCACAGUGGGCAGUGGGGGACAGUGUGUGAUGAUUCUUGGGGCCUGGCGGAUGCUCAUGUGGCGUGUAGACAGCUGGGCUGUGGCAGGGUCCGCUCAGCAGUAACACAUGCACAAUUUGGACGGGGCACAGGACCCAUCUGGAUGGAUGAAACCACAUGCACAGGCCAUGAAUCAGAGCUCUCUGAGUGCCUCCACUUAGGGUUUGGAUCUCAUGACUGUGGCCACAGUGAAGACGCCGGUGUGAUCUGUGAAGGAGAUGGGCAGGAGCUCCGCCUGGUCAAUGGAAGUAGUAACAGCUCCUGCUCUGGCAGGGUGGAGAUCCUCCACAUUGGGCAGUGGGGGACAGUGUGUGAUGAUGCCUGGGGCCUGGUGAAUGCUCAGGUGGUGUGUAGACAGCUGGGCUGUGGCAGGGCCCACUCAGCAGUAACACAUGCACAAUUUGGACGGGGCACAGGACCCAUCUGGAUGGACCAGGUCACAUGCACAGGCCGUGAAUCAAAGCUCUCUGAGUGUCGCCACUUAGGGUUUGGAUCUCACAACUGUGGCCACAGUGAAGACGCCGGUGUGAUCUGUGAUGGCUCACAGACCUCACCACCCAUUCAGGCUAAUGUCACUGCUUCACCAGCAGUGGACAACAGCACAGCAGCUGAAGGGGAGCUCCGCCUGGUUAAUGGAAGUAGUAACAGCUCCUGCUCUGGCAGGGUGGAGAUCUUCCACAGUGGGCAGUGGGGGACAGUGUGUGAUGAUUCUUGGGGCCUGGCGGAUGCUCAUGUGGUGUGUAGACAGCUGGGCUGUGGCAGGCCCCUCUCAGCAGUAACACAUGCACAAUUUGGACGGGGCACAGGACCCAUCUGGAUGGAUGAAACCACAUGCACAGGCCGUGAAUCAGAGCUCUCUGAGUGUCGCCACUUAGGGUUUGGAACUCACAACUGUGGCCACAAUGAAGACGCCGGUGUGAUCUGUGAAGGAGAUGGGCAGGAGCUCCGCCUGGUUAAUGGAAGUAGUAACAGCUCCUGCUCUGGCAGGGUGGAGAUCCUCCACAGUGGGCAGUGGGGGACAGUGUGUGAUGAUGCCUGGGGCCUGGUGAAUGCUCAGGUGGUGUGUAGACAGCUGGGCUGUGGCAGGGCCCACUCAGCAGUAACACAUGCACAAUUUGGACGGGGCACAGGACCCAUCUGGAUGGACCAGGUCGCAUGCACAGGCCGUGAAUCAAAGCUCUCUGAGUGUCGCCACUUAGGGUUUGGAUCUCACAACUGUGGCCACAGUGAAGAUGCCGGUGUGAUCUGUGAUGGCUCACAGACCUCACCACCCAUUCAGGCUAAUGUCACUGCUUCACCAGCAGUGGACAACAGCACAGCAGCUGAAGGGGAGCUCCGCCUGGUUAAUGGAAGUAGUAACAGCUCCUGCUCUGGCAGGGUGGAGAUCUUCCACAGUGGGCAGUGGGGGACAGUGUGUGAUGAUUCUUGGGGCCUGGCGGAUGCUCAUGUGGUGUGUAGACAGCUGGGCUGUGGCAGGCCCCUCUCAGCAGUAACACAUGCACAAUUUGGACGGGGCACAGGACCCAUCUGGAUGGAUGAAACCACAUGCACAGGCCAUGAAUCAGAGCUCUCUGAGUGUCGCCACUUAGGGUUUGGAACUCACAACUGUGGCCACAAUGAAGACGCCGGUGUGAUCUGUGAAGGAGAUGGGCAGGAGCUCCGCCUGGUUAAUGGAAGUAGUAACAGCUCCUGCUCUGGCAGGGUGGAGAUCCUCCACAGUGGGCAGUGGGGGACAGUGUGUGAUGAUGCCUGGGGCCUGGUGAAUGCUCAGGUGGUGUGUAGACAGCUGGGCUGUGGCAGGGCCCACAACAAUGGCAAAAGCAAUAACGAUACAGACAACAAGAACAACAAUGACAACGCCAAAAGCAACAACGACCAGAAUGAGUACAUCACUGAGUGUACCAACCACUUCAAAAAGCUCCACACCUUUAUCAGUCUCUUCUGA